This is a messenger RNA of Hyla sarda, 1711 nucleotides long. RefSeq names its product syntaxin 11 (gene STX11). The transcript has 2 exons. Gene Ontology annotation, biological process: intracellular protein transport; synaptic vesicle fusion to presynaptic active zone membrane; exocytosis. Gene Ontology annotation, cellular component: SNARE complex; plasma membrane; synaptic vesicle. Gene Ontology annotation, molecular function: SNARE binding; SNAP receptor activity. Bases 608 to 1465 code for a protein of 285 amino acids. The record is from RefSeq and is a predicted model, not a curated record. NCBI's taxonomy places the organism in Eukaryota, Metazoa, Chordata, Amphibia, Anura, Hylidae.
AGACGCAUGGGGCUGGGUGGCUCAGUGCUACUCCAUCAUGUAAAUAAGCAUGCUGCAGUAUGCUAGACAUUGCCUUUUUUCAAUUACCAUGAAUGCACCCUAACAUGUUUUUUUAUGGGCAUACACAGUGGUCAAAUACAGCAAAAUAAAAACACGUUGUGUAAACUAGUCAGUUUUAGGAAAUUUCCACCAUUCUCUGUCUAGUAAAGCACCUGCUGGUAAGUACACAGGACCCACCGCCUCUGCUCCUGGGAGUUCCCCCUGUGUCAGUUCCCCAUAGCCCAGCGCAGUGUGAUCAGGCGGAAGAACUGAUAGUAAAUGACUAGGGGAGGGGCUGACGUGAAAACGUGUGACCCCAGAAAACGUGCGUCACCACCUGCAGAUCUCCCGUGGAAAAGUACAACUCCCAGCAUGCUUCAGGGAACCUUGGAGUUGUAGUUUUGAAGUGUCAGAAACGCCACAGGUUGGAGAACACUGCUGGACAGUAUGGACACCGCAACGUGUACCUCCUGUAGUACGGACAGUGACUUCUCAUUCCCGCUUAUUCACACAGCAUGCGGUUAUAGCGGGAGUCACAGCCCGUACCCGGUGGGGAGACACAGUAAUCAUGAAGGACCGUCUCAACGAGCUGCUGGAAUAUGCAAGACUUCACAACCAGUAUGUCCAGAAUGGUGAUGAGGACGUUCCACAAGACAUUGCUAUGUUUGAGACUGACCAUUCUUUAGAAGCCCUGUACAGGGAUAUUCAACUCAUCCGGACUGAAAACCACUUGUUGAAGGUUGAUGUGAAACGCUUAGGGAAACAAACAACACGCUUUCUUACUUCAAUGCGUCGCCUUAGCAGCAUAAAAAGGGAUUCCAACAGUAUAGCUAAAGACAUUAAGCUAAGAGGAGAAGGCAUCCACAGGAAACUCCAGAGCCUGAAAAAUCUUAGUGAAGAUGCAGAAAGUAAACAUGGGGAAAGUUCUCUUAUAGCACGUGUGUCCAAGGCUCAGUAUAUUACCCUUACGCGUGCUUUCCAGCAAGCAAUGGUUGAAUACAAUGAAGCUGAAAUGGUUCAACGGGAGAACUGCAAAAUCCGAAUCCAGCGUCAGCUUGAGAUUAUGGGGAAAGAUAUUUCAGGAAACCAGAUUGAAGAUAUGAUUGAACAAGGGAAAUGGGAUGUCUUCUCUGAAAAUCUUCUUUCCGAUGUUAAAGUUGCACGUUCAGCACUAAACGAAAUAGAAACGCGGCACAAAGAGCUCCUAAAGCUGGAGACCCGAAUAAAAGAGGUCCAUGAUCUCUUCCUACAAAUGGCUUUACUGGUGGAAGAGCAGGCUGAGACUUUGAAUGUUGUUGAGUUAAACAUGGAAAAGGUGAAAGAUUAUGUUGGAGCAGCAAAAGCUGAAGUAAAAAAAGCUGUAGAGUAUAAGAAGAAGAAUCCAUGUCGCACCAUGUUCUGUUGUUGCUGCCCUUGCUGUGACUGAAGCCCAAACAUGUAUGUCUUUUUCCAGAACAAACUUUCAUAAAGCUGUGGACAUUUUUGAAUUGUUAUGCCUUACAAGUAUUUAAGUGCCUUUUUCGUACUGAAAAAAGCAAAAAUACAAAUCCUAAAAAUAUUGUAUGCAGCAACAAAUUAUUUUAUGUUUUGCAUAAAAAGUUUAUUUUAUAUGUUGAAAAAACGGAUGUUUAAAGAAAUCCUUUCUUAAUAAAAAAAAAAAGUGUAAAAAAUA